Molecule: messenger RNA, 1356 nt
Organism: Fonsecaea nubica
Lineage: Eukaryota; Fungi; Ascomycota; Eurotiomycetes; Chaetothyriales; Herpotrichiellaceae
Exons: 1
Coding region: 1-1356 (451 amino acids)
Biological process (GO): carbohydrate metabolic process
Molecular function (GO): hydrolase activity, hydrolyzing O-glycosyl compounds
Source: RefSeq, a predicted model, not a curated record
AUGAGUAUUGACAUUAUGCCUCGGCCUGGUUCGCCAGACUCAGCGACUGCGAGUGGCGGAUACCAACAUGAGAAGCCAGUCAAUCCAUUCCUUACCCCCUACGCUUCUGGAGAUCCAUCGAGGGCGGCAUCAUCUGCAGUACUCGUCCAGCCCAUGCUCAACCAGAGAUACUUCCACUCCCGCAGAGUCAAGAAAGGCGAGGUGCAGAAGCCAUGGACAAAGGUCAAAGAUCCUCGAGAGAAAUGGGUAACAAUUAUCCCAUUGAUUGGACUUGCAAUUGGUUUCGGGCUUGCUGGUCUGCUGGUCUGGGAUGGUCUUCGAACCGUGGUCAAUCACCAGUACUGUCCAGUGUAUUUGGAUGAUUUCUCGAGCGGCUUUAACUCCAGGAUUUGGACCAAAGAAGCUGAAGUUGGGGGUUUUGGGAACGGUCAGUUCGAGGAGACCACUGUGACGGAGGAGAAUGUUUUUGUGAGAGAUGGAAUGCUUCAGAUCAAGCCGACUCUUCAAGAUGCUAAAUUGAUCGAGACUGACAACGUCAUUGAUCUGCAGGCCAGUGGCAUAUGUACAUCAUCAGUCUGGAGCAACUGCAUUACCGGUACAAACAGAACCAAUGGCACCAUUGUCAAUCCUGUCAAGUCUGGGCGUAUCCAUACAAAGAAAGGCGCUGUGAUCAAAUAUGGUCGGAUUGAGAUCGAAGCCAAAUUACCUGAAGGUGAUUGGCUGUGGCCUGCAAUCUGGUUGCUCCCUGUCGAGGCCAAGUAUGGGGUGUGGCCACAGUCUGGAGAGAUCGAUAUCGUCGAGUCUCGAGGCAACAACCACACCUAUCCGCAAGGAGGAAACAACAUUGUUUCCAGCGCUCUACACUGGGGUCCAGACGCUGCGAAUGAUGCUUGGUGGCGGACCAACGUCAAGAGGAACGCAUUGCACACAACCUUCGCGAAAAAGUUCCAUACGUUUGGGCUGGAAUGGUCGGAGAAAUAUAUCUUCACCUACAUUGACACGCGGCUGCUGCAGGUUUUGUACACCAACUUCAACAAGCCACUCUGGGGACGUGGCCGCUUCCCCCAGGCCGAUGCGAAUGGCACUCGCAUUGUGGAUCCAUGGACCAAGUACAACCGUGCAUCGACACCAUUUGACCAAGACUUUUAUCUCAUCCUGAAUGUCGCCGUUGGCGGUACGAAUGGAUGGUUCGAAGACGGCAAAAAGGGCAAACCCUGGGUCGAUGCCGGUCAGACUGCGAAGAAGGAUUUCUGGAACGCGCGAGACACAUGGUAUCCGACGUGGAAGGACGGCGGCCAAAUGACUGUCAAGAGUGUGAAAAUGUGGCAGCAGCAGGGAUACAAUGGAUGUGAGUGA